UUAAUAUAUUUGCAUAAUUCUUAAAAUUAUCCAUACACAACUUUAUUUAUCUUGCAAUUCAAUGUACUGUGGUCAAGUUACUUUAAUGAAUUAGCACUUGGUUUUCAGUGCGGAGCAGCUCCAGGAGCGGUAGGACGCCGCAAACAGAGGUGUUGGGGGAAACGUAAAGAUGUACACAGUAGCUUGAACACCUAUUACUUGUAUAUCUGAUCAGAUGUCUGUGCUGAGCUACAUUUCCUGAAUAUCAUUCCAGAGAUGUCUACGAACGAAGCUGAGGCACGCCAGUGCCUGCUAAAAGCUGUCAAAAAGGAGGUGAAACAAAUAAUGGAAGAAUCUGUGACUCGCAAAUUCGUGCAUGAAGAAAGUAGCAGCAUUAUCUCAUUGUGUGGUGCUGUAGAAGCUUGCUUAUUGCACGGAUUGAAAAAGCGAGCACUUGGACUGUUUAAACAUGGUACAACCACAGCUUUGCUACAGAAAAUUGCUAAGAACUUUGAGCCUGCUGCCCAAGUGGCCAAGCUGGUUGCAGAGGCUGAAGCAAGUAGCUCAGCUGAUAAUGUGUCAAAAAAAUCUCAAGACAGUGCCAAAAAUCAGGCCAAAAAGUGUACCAGUUCUAGCAGUAGCAAAUACCUUUGGCUGCGUAUUGCAAUAUUUGAAAAGUAUCUAGCCAAGAUUCUUGACUAUCUUGUUCAGAACAGCAGCAAAUAUUAUGAAUGUGAAGCACUGAUAGCUGAUCCUGUGGAUGGACCUAUAUUUGCUUCUCUGCUAGUUGGUCCUUGUGCGCUGGACUAUACAAAAAUGAAGACUGCGGAUCAUUUCUGGACUGACCCGCCAGCUGAUGAGCUAGUCCAGCGGCAUCGCAUCCACUCAAGUGGAAAGCAUGCUUUCACCAACCCAGGUUCCCCCAAACGCCCAGGUUUGCAGAUAAGAAGAGACACAAGUUCUGGUGGCAGCGAGGAAACCAGUCCCAAAUCUUUUCACAUGUCAGCCAGAGAGUAUGUGGAGUCUCUUCACCAGAACUCUAAACUGACGCUACUGUAUGGAAAAAACAAUGUCUUAGUGCAGCCUCAACGAAAAUCGAGUUUGCCAGUGCUUCGCCACAACACUGUGCAACUCCGAAGAGAGGACACAGAAGCACUUCCUGGAUACCUGUCUUUGCACCAAAGUGCAGAGGGCCUCAUCAUCAUGUGGACACCAAAUCAGCUCAUGAAUGGGUGUUGUGAGCAGGUCACCGAGGACACAGACCGCAGAUUUCUGCACAAAAAAGUCAUCUACUGGGAUUUUGCCAUGACUGUAUAUGUAGACGAAAUUGUAUACAUACACUGUCAUCAGCAGCCUGAUUGUCGUGGAACAGUGGUUCUUGUGGGACAGGAUGGCGUUCAGCGGCCUCCCAUUCACUUUCCCAAAGGAGGCCACUUAUUGUCAUUCUUGUCCUGUCUGGAGAAUGGUCUGCUUCCCAAUGGACAACUUGACCCUCCACUUUGGUCACAACGAGGAAAAGGCAAAGUUUUUCCAAAACUGCGGCGUAAAGCAAAUAGUAAUUCCAGUAGUGGCAGCACCAGCAGUGGCAGCACUACAAGCAUGGAGGAUGAAGAAGCCACUGAUUAUGUCUUUCGAAUUAUCAGUACCUUCAAGCCUGAUGCAAUCACCCCGGAGAUGAUGGACCCCAAGGUCAAAAUGUCAGGGGAUCCAGUAUCAUCCACAACUACUCGUCGUGCUCCCCUUCCCCGCAGUCCUUUGGCAGCACCAUCAUCCAUGCAAUCUUAUGCCCGGACCCAGGAGGAACAGAACCACUCUUGUCUCAGCCAGGCGGGAUCAAGCCAUAGGUAUUCUCACCUAGCGCAUAUUAAGCAACUGUGUGACACAAUGACAAAGCAGAUCAUCUCAAGAGCAUUCUAUGGAUGGUUAGCACACUGUCGACAUCUGAAGACUGUUCGCACACACCUCUCAGGACUUGUUUACCACACGAUUGUUGCCAUCGACGACCCAAUGUUCGCAGGCGAUGGACUCACACCAGAAAAAUGGGCAGAGAUCUGUGUAAACGGUGUGGUCAGCAACUCAGGAGAGGUGUAUCGUCUUGUCUACUAUGGGGGAAUUUCACAUGAUCUUCGAAAAGAGGUUUGGCCAUACCUGCUGGGUCACUACAAGUUUGGCAGCUCCCAGCAGGAAAGGAAGACUCUGGAUGAAUCAAUGCACACAGAGUAUGAACGCAUCAUGUCUGAAUGGCUGGCUGUGGAAGCCAUCAUUCGUCAACGUGACAAAGAAGUCAUUGCUGCUAACCUAGCCAAGCUUUCACAGGUAAUACGUCUGGAAAGUACUGAUGGUCAUAUCCCAUUGGUACGAAAAGAUUCCAGCCUAAGCAACGAGGUGUUUGAAUCUUUUGAAUCUGAAGACUUCUCCCACCCAGAGACAGUUCAGGAAGAGAGCUCCACAGCUCUGACCACACCCUCUGAAGAACGCAAAACCAGCAUGGAGCUGGGGCUGGCUGUGAUGAAAAGUGAGAAAGUUGCACAGGUGGAUGCCUCCACAUCUACCAUGUCCUCUCCUAGGCUUUUUAAAGUUUCCCUACAGGAUAGUCCCGAUGAUGGGUUAGGAGACUCCAUUGCCCGUGGUGGUUCGCUGACAGACCGUUCUAAAUUAGAUUCCACAGAAGACACAGAUGCUGCUGAUGGUCUCAGAUCCGAAAGUGGUGAUGGGCCAACAGAGAAAUUAGCUGUGGUGACAAAGUUGUCCGUGGACAGUGCUGUUAUGGAUGAUGCUGCAUCCACAACUUCCCCAGGACCCAUCACAUCAGUGGUUAUGCAGGACUUCGAUGACCAGCCAGCGAUGAAAGAAGAUGCUGACAUGGAAAGCAGGUCGGGCCUUGUGGAAGGGGUUACAAGGCAGACUGAUGCUUUGAAGGUGGAGGGAGCAGGUGUGAACUGCGAUGUUGAGCACGAGUCUCUUGAAAGCAUGCGACACCUGUCAGCAUCCAAAGAGAGCCUCAUGUCACCAGCCUCGCCAGCAUCUAAUGGUGGUAUCUACUCGGCCGAACUGCUGGACAGUGUGGCUCUCAAUCUUCAUCGCAUUGACAAGGAUGUACAGCGCUGUGAUCGCCAUUACUGGUACUUCAGUGAAGAGAAUCUCGAGAAGUUGCGGAACAUCAUGUGCACAUAUGUGUGGCAGCACCUUGAGGUUGGCUAUGUGCAAGGAAUGUGUGACAUAGUGGCUCCCCUGCUUGUUAUACUGGAUGAUGAAGCCUUAACUUAUAGUUGUUUCUGUGAACUGAUGCGUCGAAUGUCGAGCAAUUUUCCACAUGGUGGAGCCAUGGACGCUCACUUUGCCAACAUGCGUUCUCUUAUACAGAUCCUGGAUGCAGAGUUGUUUGAACACAUGCACCAACAUGGGGAUUAUACUCACUUCUAUUUUUGCUAUAGGUGGUUCCUGCUGGACUUCAAACGAGAACUCCUGUACCCAGAUGUUUUCUCCGUUUGGGAGACAAUUUGGGCAGCCAAGCAUAUCAGCUCAGGCCACUUUGUCCUGUUUAUUGCUCUGGCACUUGUGGAGUACUACCGUGACAUUAUUUUGGACAACAACAUGGACUUCACAGAUAUAAUCAAGUUUUUCAAUGAAAUGGCCGAACAUCACAAUGCCAAGCAAGUGUUGGAUAUCUCAAGAGAGCUUGUAUUGAGGUUACAGACGCUUAUUGACAAUAAGUAAAUCUGUCUCGGCUAGCCAGGGACUAAAAAGUCCCUCUCUUUCUUGCUGCUUGGGAACACCACUUAUAUAAUGGGCAUUGCCUUGUAUAUUGGGAAAUUGUGAGUGCCACUGCAAUAUUCAUGGUCCAGUCACAUCAAUGCUGAACUGAAAACGUUUACAACAUGCUGAACUAUCUUCAAGACGUGGAACUGACUAAGAACUAGGGCAUCAGCAUGCAAGAGUAUUCAGUUAUAUAUAGCAUUACUAGUCCCUUUGGCAUUAAGUUCAAAGAGUGUUUAAUAUAUAUAAUACAUCUAACAUUACAGGUCAUAGUGGUGUGGACAUUCCAUUUUUUUCUGUUAUUCAUGAAUGAAUGUGGCUGGUUUGUUAUAAUAGCUUCUAGACUGGUGAUGCACCCUUAUGUUAAAGUCUGUCAGUUGACAGAAUUUUUGCAAAAUGACAGGCUGUGCUUAAUUUCCUCAUUCCAUAUUAAAUAGGAUGUGAUAAAAUAUAAGUAUACUUGAAUUUUAAAAUUUGAUAUGACUAUACAUACAGAACAGUGUUUCAUGUUCAUAUGUUAUUUUUCAUGUCUUGAGAGAAUAUGCUAAACCAUAGACAGUUAAAUUAAAAACUGUGUGUUCAGCACUUAUAGACCAAACUCAUUUCUACCUCAUUUUUGGACAUUCCCUCAGAUAUUAAUUUUUAUCUUGAUUUUAUAUUGCAAAUUUUUUUUAGAGGAUCUUUAUACCACAUCCUACAAGUCACAUUCUAAAUAUAAACAGCAGAAAUAGGAACAUCAUUUCAGCAUUAGUGAUGAGUGUAUUUGGUGAAAUAAUUGUGAGGUGUCAUUUGUCUUGUACAAUACAGUUAUCAACUUUCUAGUUACAAGUUGCUUAACUGCGAAAAGACCCCACUUGUGUGUUCUAACAUUGCAGUGUGUGUAUGGUUAAAAAAAAAAAACCUUGCAAUCCAUGAUCAUCAUGUUGACAUAUUCUCUAGGCCAUUCAUUGUAAAUACAAAUAUUGUCAGUUGUUUCUUGUAUAAUCUCUCCACAUCACUAUAUACAAAUCUUGUGUAAUUAUUAUUUUUGUUGGGUUGUUGGGGUUUGUUUUUGGUUUUUUUUUUGGGGGGGGGGGAUGGGGGGGGUUGGUUGGAGAUUGAAUGCUGAAAUUUAAAAUAUUUUAUAAAAUACUAACUCUUCAUAAUUUAAUUGCUGUUUGUGGUAAACAGGGUAGGUUCUAAAUAGUUGUUUUUAAAAUCUAUACCUCUGUAAAUUUAUCGUAUCAUUAACUCUACAGUUCCUGUGUUUUUUGCUCAGCUGUGGAGUAGACUAAUUUUUCAAUUGUGUAUGUUCAAGUAAACUUUCUAGAACUAAAAUGCCAAAAACAAAGUUUUAAUUUGUUUUAAUUAACGCAUUCAACUUCUGCUACUAGCAUUGAGGCUGAAAACCACAUCUGGUUACUAAAACCUUAGCAUAUGUUCUGAUCAGAGCCAGUGGUCACUGUUCGUCUUCUCAGUUUUGAGAAAUUAUGGGUUAUUUCCCCUGUACAACCACUGUUCUUUGGCCAGAGAUGGUGUAGAGUGCAACAAUCUAGUCAUUCUUUUUAUUGUUAGAGGUGAAGAGAAAUUUUAUUAGGUGACCCAUGAUGUCAAAUCUUGGUUGCUUUUUUUUUUUUGUUUUUUUGUUUGAUAGAAUGAAUGCUUAUCUGAGGUAAGGUGGGAUGAUAGAUGUACUUUUUUAAUUGUCAAAUCUCUGAUGUCAUUGAUCUGCAAGAGUUUGUGUUCUGGCCAUGUUUUAACAUAGCCUGGAGAUGUUUAAGGACAACAAAUGUAUAUAACAUGUAAAUUUCUUGUUAACACUUAAAAGAAAUUUAUUCAGAAUCUGAAAUAUGUAUAUAAAAGUUGUAUAUAGCUUGCAGCAGAAUCUAUUUGUGUUUACUGACCUAUUAGAUGCUGCAACAAAAAUAUAUGGACAGUUACUGACUUUUUUGAGCUCUACAAAUCAGAUUUUUAAAAAGAAAUGUCAACUUAUCCAUGCAUCGCAGUGGAUAAUUGAUUACUUUUGCGAAAUGUCUGAAGGACAACUUGAUGCCAGAGUGGAAAUGACAUAAGCUGACUGUCCAUUGUGUCAGUAACAGCCUGUUUCAAGGUUGAACCUAGUUGAACGUGUUAAAACUGUUGAUGGUUUUUUUUUCUGCAACAAGGGCACUAUGAUGUUAAAAGACAAUCUGAUUUUUUUUUAAAUUGCACAAAUUUACAAAACUAAUAUGGGCAAAGUGUUAAUCUGUAGCCAGCCAUCUUCAAAUUUCAAAUUGUAGAAAAUUUACACUGCAGUCACCAUCUUAUACCAGUGUGAAGGUUUAGAAAUUACACAAAUAAUUGGUAGUUUGGUUAUUUCAUCAUAUUUUGCAAACUGCCUCUCCCCUGUACAUGUUGUACUGAAAAGCAAAUGAUACAGGGACUCUGUAUGGAUACAGUAUGUGCGGUUAUGAAGGACCAGAAGUGUUUAGUUUUUGAGCUGCUGCUUAACAUUUUUUAUCUUAAUGUAUGCACACCAGAUAGAAAUUAUCUGCCUGUCUCUUAUGUUAAUUGCAUUCAAAAGUACUUGAGCAGUUUAUGACAGAUCAUGACAUAUAUAUAUAUCUGAAAUAGUUUGGAUUUGGUUUAUCAAGAGCACUCUAUGUCAGCUUUGCCAGUGUCCCUUGACUGUGAAUAAAUACUAUGUUAACCGAAAGCAAUACAUUGGCUGAUACAGGCAUAACAAUAUAUGCAAACAUUUUUAUGUUGUAACUUGUGGAUCAAUGUUGCAAAUAUUUUGUCAGCACAGUUGUUUACAUUUUCACAGAGAAGUGCUUAUGUGAUUACAGAACUAGUGGUUUACUUUCAAAGGAAAACAGUUCUCAAGGAAAGGAGAUUCAUAUUUUUGGUGCAGGAAUCUGUGUGCUCAUUUAUUUUAGUCCGAAAAUGUGGGACAUAGAUGUGCAUAAAGUAUGUGUUCACUAUAUGUUUCUUAUUCCCUUACUUGCACUACACCUCCCAGCACACACUCUCACUCACACACACACUUUCAUUGGUUGACAUUACUUGUAACCUGAGAUCACAUUCACAUCUUUAAAUAUGGAAAAGUAGGAAGCUGCCAUUUAUUUGUAAUGUCUCUGGUUGCCAAAUAUCUCCACGUAUACUAUAAACUUAGCUUCUGCAACUGAGAAAAUCCUUAUAUCUAUUUUAUCAUCAUGCUGUAUAGUAUUCAUAUGUAAUCAGUGUGCAAUAGAAUGUUCUGUCCUGUGUUCUUGUUAUUUUAAUGCUGUGAUAACUGCUUUAUAAUGGAGAUCUACUUUCUGUUAGUUGUGCAGGCCUGUGAUGGUAGGUGUUUGUGAUUGGUGAAAAACAUUUGGGUACUUUACAUUUAUGCUUGUGUGACUGCUCCUCUCAAGUUUUUCAGUUUUGGAGAGUGCAUGGUGGCAGGUGGAAGAUUUCAGAAAGUGAUGAAGGGACUGUGCACAUCUUUCAUCCUAGAUACCCAUUUUACAUUGUGACUGUUUAAUAUUGUUUACCAUUACUGAGCAUUUUUGUUUUAUUAGUCGACUUCCUUUCUCUUUUGUAUUCUUGUGCCUUUGCUUUGCUUUUCCUUUAAUUUUGUUAUAAUUCUAAGCCUCUUGACAGAUUGAUUUUCUGCGAAGGUAAAUAACUUGGCUUACAGGAACCUCAUGAGAUAUCUAAAGAAAUAGACGUGUUCUUUUUCAGAUGCCCCAUCUUUUACUGAAAAUGCUCAAGUCUGUUGCCUAUAUGGCGGGAGAGGUAGAAGGAAAGGGGGUUGGCACCUUCGUGUGAUGGUCAGGUCACUUGGCUUCGGAGAUGAAGAUUGCCAAUUCAAAACUUGCCUGAAGCCUGUAACAGGAAAACUGUUUCUAUGCUGCCCACCCAGCACUUAUCAGUGAAGGUAAAGGACUGCAAAAGAGGGUUGGGUUCUACCUUUCAGAUGCUGCUCUUGUGAUGGUGAACUAUUUACGGUGAACUGCCCCUGCAACCAGGAGGCUAUGGGACCCUCCACCUUUUAUGAAGUAUCCUAGCCUAAUGGCUGAGGUAAUGCACUUCAGCCAGUUUGAUACUCGUGUGAUGCACUGUUCAGCCACCUGUGGUGAGGGUACCCGACUCCUUAGAGUGCUAGGGAAGGUAAGGCAGUGAGGGCAAGAGUCCAUGUCUAUCUUGAUUUUUAUCAACUCAACUUUGAGUUCAAACUUAUUUUAUUAUAGCCUUCUUCAUUUUACCCAGAGACAAGUUUCUAGAAUCUGUAUUUAGUGUGCAAGAUUCAGCAUUCUGCCACUGUUAGUGAAAUAGUAAAGGCAUCUCCUUUUUGUUAUAAUGCUUUGGCACAUGAAGGUUUUCUAUUUAAAUACAUCCCAUAAGUGAUUUUAGGGCUCUGUACAUCUGAAUACCUGUUGCCAGCAGCUGUUUUGUGUGUAAACAUUACUGACUUGUUAUUAGCUUGAGUGAUUUUAUGUCAAAAGUAGCUCAAAAUUCUCAUCUUAGUGUUGUAACUGUAGUGUGCAUCUUUCCUAGUAGUGGUGAACUAAACCAUAAUCAGGUCACACAGUGUACAUAAAUGUGCCCCCUCCCUAUGAUGGCAUGAAUACAAUUAGGUACAGGUAUGCAUGUAUGCAUCAUUAAUUACAUAGUGGAUAUUUGUGAGAACCUGUAGCCAGGAGAGUGUGUGUGCAACAUGGGAAUCCAUGCAUGAUCGUGUAUCCUGUAGGGGUGUUUGUGUAGGUUUCUCUUUUCACUGAGCUACUUAUCUUGGCACAGGCUUGAUUGUUUUCUGCAUGUCACCUUUCUAGUUUUGUCUUGUGCCUCUUACCAAUUACUUAUUUAGUACUCCUUAAAUUCGAACUAACCACCUAUUUUAUGGUGGACCUGAUCAUGCAGCCUCCAACUUGUGUGGAAAUCAAAGUGUGCCUCCUGUGUACUGUUUUGGUAUGUAUUGAAUGCAAAACUUGGGAUGUUUGGGUUUACUGCAUCAUGUAACCAGCAUGGUGUGCAGCCAGUGUUUUGUUUUGGUUUUUUUGGUUGGGGGGAGGAUCUAUUUAUUGGAAGUACUGCAUUUUCACAUAGUGAUUUAACUUUAAGGAUGAAUUUGAUAGGUUUCUUUAGCAGAAAUUAUAUGUAUAUGAUAUACACAAAACGUGCAGGCAAUGUGUAACAUCGACUGUCUUCAGAAAUUCGUCAUACUUUGCCUAUUUCUUGCAUGCAACCAUUACAGUAUGUUCAUAUUUCAAGUUGACCCAGCUGUAGUGUGGGUACCUGACUCCUUAGAAGCUUGGGGAAGGUAAGGCAGAGAGGGAGGCCAUAGGCAUUGCCCUCACAAAAGCUGCCCCCAAGAAUGGUGCGAUGUCACUCCACAAAAACUGAAAGGUUAGGGCAGACCUGGGCAAAGUCCGGCCCGCAGGCCACAUCCGGCCCGCCAUCCAGUAUAUAUAUAUACAGUAUUGGGUAAAACCGAGUUAACUAUAUUAGUCCAGCCCUCUAAAACCAUCCCAAUUUCUCAUGCGGCCCCCUGGGAAAAUUAAUUGCCCACCCCUGGGUUAGGGAAUGAAUCCUUAAUGCCGUGAUAGUCUUUUUUUUUUUCUUUCCUUUUUCUUUUUAUUUGGUUCCUUUUUCUUUUUAUUUGGGAUGGGCAGGAGUUUUUAGUGCAACAUGUUUGAGAGAACAAGCAUCUUUUUGGAAGGUGAUUCACUCUGUAUAUAUAUCAAAAGAUCUAAGGAGCAUACCUAUUGCUACAGUGUGAAAGCAGUGUUUUGUACAUUUCAUUUUAUUUAUGCAUAUAUAUUACAUGUAACAUGCAAAGUAUUUCCAGAUCUGUUAUUCUUUCUGUAUGUUGCUUAGAUUGUUGCCAUGUAUGUUGUGCUGCACUCUUUGUUGCACCAACCUGGAAAGGGGAGAAAGCAUCACACAUUCCCUGUCUUGUUUUCAUUCUGGUAUUGUUUACAGAUUAUGAUGUGCAUUGUUAAAUGUCUGAACCCUGUGAAUAAAUUCUGAAGUAGAG
This is a messenger RNA of Pomacea canaliculata, 9715 nucleotides long. Its product is annotated as small G protein signaling modulator 1-like. Gene Ontology annotation, biological process: activation of GTPase activity. Gene Ontology annotation, molecular function: GTPase activator activity. NCBI's taxonomy places the organism in Eukaryota, Metazoa, Mollusca, Gastropoda, Architaenioglossa, Ampullariidae. The transcript has 26 exons. The record is from RefSeq and is a predicted model, not a curated record. The coding region runs from base 256 to 3696 and encodes 1146 amino acids.